UGUUACCUAAUGGCCCUAACAAAGGGCAGUUUCGGAAGAAGAAAAGCUCUCCGUUAUCCUUUCUCAAUGGCGGUCUCCCUCUACUUCUAUAUUUUUCUGAACAGUCACGAACCUCCAAUUCAGGGACUUGAUAAAAGGAGAUCUAGGGGUGAAAAGUCUCUAUUCCGAAUAAAAUGUCCAGCAGUGAAGACUCUGAUGACCGACUAUUUGAACCGAGGCAUGCUCACUGUGAAUAGGCGCCGUCAUUGUUUCCUUAGACACACAACAUGUUUUCCGCUACACAUUUCACAUAAUUUUGAUGUAGGUCCUUGUACUGAAAUGCUUAUUUCCGGCUUUUGGGUGGGACCUGAUAUUGAAGAUGGGUGGGGUUUUGUGCAAGCAAUUGUACAUCAAACAUAUUGAUUUGCAGUUAGGUUAAACGGUGUUUUUGGUCAUACCUUGGUCCAUUCAUCCUUGGUUAAA
Molecule: messenger RNA, 462 nt
Organism: Ipomoea nil (Japanese morning glory)
Lineage: Eukaryota; Viridiplantae; Streptophyta; Magnoliopsida; Solanales; Convolvulaceae
Exons: 3
Coding region: 10-402 (130 amino acids)
Source: RefSeq, a predicted model, not a curated record